UUUCCGCUCGUUUCAAGAAAUACUUCUUCAAGUCUGAAAUUUGUCUCUGAUAUAAGUUUUCUAAGUUCUGGAAACCCCUUCCUCCAUUCUGUCUUGGUAAUGAGAAUCUUUCAAUCGACGAUUUUGGGUGAUUAUUAUUAUUAUUAUUAUUUUAGUCUCACUGUCAAUAAUGCCUGGCCUUUUGUUAGUUCCAUACUAGUACCAUAGAAACCAUCACAACAAAAACGCGUCUUGUCAUUUUACUAACUUUCAGCAUAAUUUUCAAAUGAAUACUGCUGCAGCGGUAAAUUUCUUUCGACAUCUUCUUUUCCUCUUACUUGUCUUCAAAAUGGUAGGGGUCUUUGCGACUACACUUGCAGCAAUGGACUGCAUGGGUAAAUUCGGAGCUUCAGUUGUUUUACCUGCGCAUUUAGAAAAUUUGCACGACUCUAUCAACAUAACCAUGGAUUCGCUGCAAGUGGUGCCAGUGGUGUGUAUCUUCAUGACGAUUGUGUCUUGUGCUACAGGUUUUGCCGGCGCUGUAUGUUUUGACUCUCGCCCUUUGCUCGUUUUUGUGACAGGUAUGAAUUUUUUUUUUAUUAUGCUCUUGGAGUUAACUGGUGCAUGGAUUCUGAUACCGGUCAUUAACAGCCUUGAAAAAAUAGUAAUUCAAGAAAUGCAACAAUUGUUUGAGCAGGUCAAUGCAAUGAAUCCUGAGUACAAGAGCUUGCUUUCCUCCUCAGAAAACGAACUAUUCGAAACAUUGGGGGAGACUACUUACAGCUAUCAGUUGCCUCUUGCUAAUGGAUGGGUACGUUUUGCAAAUGGCAGUGAAUUCUUAAAGGCAGAGGUAGAUUAUAUUCAAACGAAGUUGGAAUGUUGCGGAUUCACGGGACGCCAAUUUUGGAAAAUACGAAUUCCUGAGAGUUGUUGUCCAGAAGAGUACCCAGGUAAUAACUGUACGUUGGAUGUAGCGUACAGUCGUAGUUGCACAUUUAAGUUUAACGGUUUCUCGUCUUGUUUGUCAACUUUGCAAGUCGAAUUUUUGAUUGUUGCAGUACUAUCUUUUGUAACAGGUUGUGUUGCCAUGCGGCUGGUGCGUUAUAAACAGAAAUAUCCAGAUGGCAACUAUGCUUCCGAUGACAGUUCUUCGUCAUCAGAAGAGGACAAUGUUUUCGAUCCGCAGGAGACUUUUAAAUAAAACAUUGUGUUAAUAUUUACUUUAAAAUAAUAAUAAUAAUAACAUUCAUUGUUUACCAA
Molecule: messenger RNA, 1239 nt
Organism: Zophobas morio
Lineage: Eukaryota; Metazoa; Arthropoda; Insecta; Coleoptera; Tenebrionidae
Exons: 5
Coding region: 266-1180 (304 amino acids)
Cellular component (GO): plasma membrane
Source: RefSeq, a predicted model, not a curated record